Episyrphus balteatus (marmalade hoverfly) is the source of this 982-nucleotide messenger RNA. It is a transcript of the gene eIF3f1, whose product is annotated as eukaryotic translation initiation factor 3 subunit F-1. Gene Ontology annotation, cellular component: eukaryotic translation initiation factor 3 complex, eIF3m. The record is from RefSeq and is a predicted model, not a curated record. Gene Ontology annotation, molecular function: translation initiation factor activity; translation initiation factor binding; metallopeptidase activity. Gene Ontology annotation, biological process: translational initiation. The coding region runs from base 54 to 896 and encodes 280 amino acids. The transcript is spliced from 3 exons. NCBI's taxonomy places the organism in Eukaryota, Metazoa, Arthropoda, Insecta, Diptera, Syrphidae.
AUCUGUCAAACAUCCCCAUCGUUCUUUUUAACAAAAAAAUUUCCACGCAAAAAAUGUCGGCCCUCAAUUUAACCGUGCACGUUCAUCCCGUGGUUUUAUUUCAAGUUGUUGAUGCUUACGAGCGUCGUAAUGCUGAUUCCCAUCGUGUAAUUGGUACUCUUUUGGGUUCGGUCGACAAAGGUGUCGUGGAAGUUACUAAUUGCUUCUGCGUUCCACACAAAGAACACGAUGACCAAGUUGAAGCUGAACUCAGCUAUGCCAUGGAUUUGUACGAUCUCAAUCGUAAAGUAAACAGCAAUGAAAAUGUUGUUGGUUGGUGGGCCACUGGCAACGAUGUGACCAAUCACAGUUCUGUCAUUCACGAAUACUACGCUCGUGAGUGCAACAAUCCAGUUCACUUGACCGUCGACACAUCUUUAACUGGCGGCAGAAUGGGUUUGAAAGCCUACGUUUGCAUUCAAUUGGGAGUUCCUGGAGGAAAGUCCGGUUGUAUGUUCACUCCCAUCAAUGUUGAGGUACAGUGCUAUGAGCCAGAAGUUUUCGGUUUGAAACUGCUUCAAAAGACAAUCAGUGUGUCGAGUCCAAAUCGUCCAAAGACUGUCUCUCCAAUGCUCGACUUGGCUCAGAUCUCUGAAGCUUCUACUAAGUUGCAAGGGCUUUUGGAUCUUAUCUUGAAGUAUGUGGAAGAUGUGAUUGCACGUAAGCAGUUACCCGACAAUGCUGUUGGACGAUCGUUGUUGGAUUUGAUUCAUUCCGUGCCAAAUAUGAGCCACGAACAGUUUACCCAGAUGUUUAAUGCUAAUAUCAGGGAUUUGUUGAUGGUGGUUACUUUGUCGCAAUUGAUCAAGACACAAUUGCAACUCAACGAGAAACUUACUUUUUUGCCUACCAACUAAGAUUGAACAAAAUUUUUAUGUAAGAAAAAAAUAAUAACGGGUAAGCAUUUAGUUGAGAGAAAAUAAACGUUUGAGUACUUCUGUAA